Messenger RNA from Bolinopsis microptera, 1233 nucleotides. RefSeq lists its product as uncharacterized. The record is from RefSeq and is a predicted model, not a curated record. Gene Ontology annotation, molecular function: RNA-DNA hybrid ribonuclease activity; nucleic acid binding. Bases 1 to 1233 code for a protein of 410 amino acids. Gene Ontology annotation, biological process: DNA replication, removal of RNA primer. Lineage: Eukaryota; Metazoa; Ctenophora; Tentaculata; Lobata; Bolinopsidae. The transcript has a single exon.
AUGGAGACAGUACAACGACAAGCAGCCCUCAUGAUCACUAGAGGACUGAAAAGCACUCCAACUCCCAACCUAGAAAUUAUGGCUAGUCUCCAGCCUAUCAGUUUUAAACUUAAAUCCUUAGCAAUCAAAUCUGCCUUGAGGCUUAAAUUACAAGGAACCUGGAAUAAACAGUACAACUACAACCAGAUAGGACUUUGUAAAUCUCACGCCCACAACGCGGAGAAAAUGCUAGCUAACAUUAAUUACACAGGGUGCGUAUUACUUGACAGCAUUCCCAAGGUUAUCAUGCUGGACAGACGCUUCAAGGUAAUUAUCCAGGACAGGAAAACUGCGAUUAGCUACAUCGAAGAAAUCUCACCUAACAUCUGGCAGAUCUUCACAGAUGGAUCGAAAGCAAGCGGUAAUACAGGUGCGGGAUUCUGUGUCAUCAAAGGAACACAGGAAUUCCACAGAGUCAGUUAUCAACUUGGUAAACUAGCAACAGUUUACCAAUGCGAGCUAUUUGCUCUCCACAUGGCUAGUAUUUGGAUCAAAGAAAAUAUAGGUACACCAUCAAUCAUAAAUCUCUUCUCAGAUUCCCAGGCCUCACUCCUAGCGUUAACCAGCACCAGCAUCAGCUCCAGACUAGUGCUGGACAUUGCUGACCAACUUAACACAUUAGGUACAUCCCACAAAGUAGAACUCAGGUGGGUUCCUGGACAUGAAGGAGUACACGGUAAUGAACUAGCUGACGAACUAGCAAGGGAGGGAUCCAGCAGCACCCCCAUUGGACCUGAACCCUUCCUCCCACUCUCGGAAGGCAUAAUCAACACCCACAUAAAAGAUUACCUCUUCAAUCUCCAUAUCAAGAAGUAUAAACAGGUGGCACUCAGUGACAAAGGAAAAACCCCACUAACAUUUUUCCUCAACAAAAACAGGUACAAGAUAAUCAACAUCACAGGUACUCACAUCAGAUGGCUAACAUGGCUACUAUCAGGACACAGCCCACUAGCAUACUUCCAGACGGUAGCAAACAACGCCAAAUUCGAAACACAAGACUGUGAACACUGCCCAGGGGAAGCAGAAACAUCACAACACUUCCUAUGUGAAUGCAUCCAGCUGAUGACAACUAGACUGAGGAUAUUUGGUAAACCCAUCCUAACAAUUGAGGAACUCAUCAAUAGUAAACUCGACCACAUUAUCAAAUUUGUGGAAAAGUCAUCAAGGUUUGACAGAGACGAUCUAUUUGGAUAA